AUGAUCCUCUCACAGCGCCUCCCACAUCGAAUCCUCCCCUCUUCUUCCUCUUCCUCGGCGUUUUUAGGGUUCUCCAACACGAUCUCCUCGAUUUGCGGCCGCCGCCUCACCGUUCGUGGAGGACGACCGCUGGUUCUCCCGCUCGUCACCACAAGCGCAUCUACAGUCGCGGUGGAACCUGAAGUAGACGUCUCGUUUUCCGAACAGAAUGCGGUGUCCGAUGACGAGGAGCUCAGAUUUGCCGCACAGACCCCGGAAUUUGAACAGGCGCCGAUACGGCUCCCGCUUCAGAAGCUGUUCGUGCCUCCGGAGGUGGACCUGAUUGGUGGAGUCGGCAGCGCGAGGGUUCUCAAGGGUUCCAACAUCGUGCUGGGACCGUACGCGAAGGGGGAGCUUGUAUCCGCGGCAGAGUUCGUGAAGAGCAGCACCAAGACGGAGGACUGCCCCUCGGAUGGUCUGCCGGAGUUCGCACUCGUUGGACGGUCCAACGUGGGGAAGUCGUCGCUGCUCAAUUCGAUCGUCAGGCGCAAGCGUCUAGCUCUUACCUCCAAGAAACCUGGUCAGUUCGUCCCCCCGUCCUUCUCAUUCUUCUCUCAACACAUCGACGAUGCUUUAUUCCCAUUUUUGGUUUUUCUUCGGCUGGGUUGGCUUUCUCACCAUCUUAAUUUCUUCUUCAAUUAUCCCUGAUCAGUGAAAUUAAAUUAAAUUACAUAUAUAUAAAAUUAGAUAGUCGCAGGCUAGGCAUUGGAAUUGGUAUCGUGUUCUUUUUUUUUCCCCAUGUCUGUAAGAUUAUCAGUAAAUGCAUUAUCGAUUGUUAUUUUAGGGUUCUUGAUGUCAUCUGAAACCAUUUCCGCAUAAUCUGAAGCUUCAGUCCGAGAGGAAAUCUGGUUCUAUAGAAACUAUCUACUUCUCAUCCUACUUCACACUGUACCUCUGAUCUCUGAUAAUCUCCGUUGGGUAUUCCCUCUGUUUGGCCUCAUUCAGUCCCAAAUCCCUCGGUUCAUUUAUCUGAGCUGACCUAAUUUUCCUUUCUUGUCUUCUCAAAAUUCCCGAAUCCCCAUGUAUAUCCGAUGAUUUCUCAGUCCCAAGUGAUGCGAUUUCAUAUCUAAUCUAGUUGCUCUGCCAUUUUUCUGAGCCAUCGAUGCCUUCACCUUGCGGAGUUUGGUCUCAUCUCAUCCAAAAGACUACUUAAUCAGCACUGAUGUUCUUGAAAUGUGUGCAAGUUGAGCUCCUCAACGCAAUCAUGUUCUUGAAUGUGCGCAGACUUCCUUCAUAUGUUCUAUCACUUUCUAUAAUCUGAUAAAUCGGAUUUUCAGGGACCCAAAAUUAUUUUGGAUGAAUCUCAAUCCAUCCUGCCCAGUUCGUCUCUGAUUUCUAUAACAUCUCAAAUGGAAUCCCCCCAUUUCUUUCGGCUCCAUUUGAAUGCGUUUCAAGAGGACCAUUUUCCAUCACUAGAAAAUCAUUAUCGGAAAUCUCUGCUGGGCAGUAUCUCGCAUGAAAUGGUCUUCUCCCACGCCGAAUCCGAUGUUUAAGCUCAUCACGUGGAGGAGUUGUCAAGCUUUAGGUUUGACUUUUCUAGCAGUUUCCGUCAAAAGGAAAACCCACGCCGUUGACCACGCAGAUUCAGGAGGAAAGUAUCAAUAGAAAUUCAUGCCAUAUAUGAGCCAUGCCGAUUGCUAUAUGCUGUUCUUCCUCUCCAUCUCGUCAAUCCAUGCUCACUGUUCCUCGUUAACUUGCUCAUGCUGCUCCCCUUGCAGGGAAAACACAAUGCAUCAACCAUUUCCGGAUAAACGACAGCUGGUAUCUCGUGGAUUUGCCGGGAUAUGGGUACACCCCCAACACCCAUCCUUCUGUCAUAUGGUCAACUAACGGCUAUAAUGGGGCCCUUAAUCAUAUCCAUUUUCAUUCUAUCGUGCAUUAGUACCUCAUGGAGCUGGGUCUCUGGGCACACAGACUGCAACCAAUAUUAGCUAAUUUUGGGUCAACCCGCGCAGGAUCUAAUGGUCUGGUGUGAUUCCUCUCUGGGCCAGGUACGCCUCGGCACCGCAGCAGCUGCGGACCGACUGGGACAAGUUCACAAAGGACUACUUCCUGAAGCGGCAGACCCUGGUCUCGGUCUUCCUCCUCAUCGACGCCAGCAUCCCGCCGAAGAAGACGGACCUUCAGUACGCAUGCUGGCUCGGGCAGAACCAGGUGAUGAGUUGCUCAGUGUUCUUCUCCAUAUCCGUGUCGAUUUCCAGCAAGAUGGUUCUUUUUCUGGAAGUCUGUUGAUGGGCCGAUCUCCAAGAAAAGCCCGCAAAGUCUGGAAGAGGUCGCUGGGCUUGGGCCGUUUUCCGGGCUUUUCCGGGCUUUUCUGACUUUAUUUGGGAAAAUAAAAAUCCCAUCUUUGGGCAGGUUCCGAUGACCAUACUGUUCACGAAGUGCGACAAGCGGAAGAAAGCGAAGAACGGCGGCAAGCGGCCGGAGGAGAACGCGGAGGAUUUCCAGAACCUGAUCGGGGAGUUCUUCCAGACGGCUCCGCCGUGGAUCCUGACCAGCAGCGUCACCAACCAGGGGAGGGACGAGAUCUUGCUGCACAUGGGUCAACUCAGGAACUACUGGCUGAAGCGUUGA
Messenger RNA from Spirodela intermedia, 2613 nucleotides. The record is from the annotation of a GenBank genome assembly. NCBI's taxonomy places the organism in Eukaryota, Viridiplantae, Streptophyta, Magnoliopsida, Alismatales, Araceae.